This is a messenger RNA of Symbiodinium natans, 348 nucleotides long. The record is from the annotation of a GenBank genome assembly. Lineage: Eukaryota; Dinophyceae; Suessiales; Symbiodiniaceae.
AUGGCAGGUAGGGCCAAAGAUCGAUCCUACAUGCUUCAGGUGUUCGCUCUGUGCCUUGCCCUGCUCGCUGCAAGCUUGCAAGGCUGUGGCGGCUGUGAUACGACCAAGGCUACCGAGUGCGUCUCCACCUGGGAGCAGUAUGUUGUAGACAACCAAGCAGACAUCAUAGAUGGUGCAGUGACGCGACCGUGCGCCGCACUGAAGGACAUGGUCAAUUGUAUCAAAGAGAACAGUUGCUGCGGCGACUCCGAGAUCAGCCAAAGCAUGAAUGCCGGCAUCGACGCAAUCUCGAAAAACGGAGGGUGCACAGGUGACAAUGCGUUGCCAACCUGUGAUUCUGAUGCAUGA